This is a messenger RNA of Emys orbicularis (European pond turtle), 1443 nucleotides long. It is a transcript of the gene MATK, whose product is annotated as megakaryocyte-associated tyrosine kinase. NCBI's taxonomy places the organism in Eukaryota, Metazoa, Chordata, Testudines, Emydidae. The record is from RefSeq and is a predicted model, not a curated record. Gene Ontology annotation, molecular function: ATP binding; protein binding; non-membrane spanning protein tyrosine kinase activity. Gene Ontology annotation, biological process: protein phosphorylation. The transcript is spliced from 13 exons. Bases 100 to 1443 code for a protein of 447 amino acids.
AACAACUUGGACGCCAAGGGCUUUGCAUGGGUGCUGCAGGGAGGUGAUUGCUGCUGGAUUCCCCAGAGCAGCUGUGGAUGCGCUGAUGAGCCAGGCAGCAUGUCAACAAAACGCUGGUUGCCGGGAACGCAGUGCAUCACCAAGCACGACCACACCAAGCCCAAAGCCCGCGAGCUCGCCUUCCGCAAGGGCGACAUCAUCACCAUCGUCAAGGUCUGCGAGCAGAAAGGCUGGUACCAAGCGAAACACCACGACACCGGCGAGGAGGGGCUGCUCUCGGCCAGCUCGGUGCGGGAGCGCGAAGCCAUCCGUGUCGACCCCAAGCUCAGCCUGAUGCCCUGGUUCCACGGGAAGAUCUCUGGUAUGGAGGCCGUGCAGGCGCUCCAGCCCCCUGAGGACGGGCUCUUCCUGGUGCGGGAGUCCAUCCGGCACCCCGGGGACUACGUGCUGUGCGUCAGCUUCGGCCAGGAGGUCAUCCACUACCGCGUCAUCUACCAGGAGAACCAGCUGAGCAUCGACGCCUCCAUCUGCUUCUACAACCUCAUUGACAUGAUCGAGCACUAUAUGAAGGACCAGGGAGCCAUCUGCACCAAGCUGGUAAAACCCAAACCAAAGCCCGGGAUGAAGUCUGCUGAGGAGGAGCUGGCCAAGGCCGGUUGGUUACUGAAACUGCAGCACCUCACACUGGGAGACAAGAUUGGGGAAGGAGAAUUCGGAGCCGUCCUGCAGGGAGAUUACAUGGGGCAGAAAGUGGCCGUGAAGAACAUCAAGUGCGACGUCACCGCCCAGGCCUUUCUCGCUGAGACCGCUGCCAUGACGAAGGUCCGUCACAAAAACCUGGUGCGGCUGCUGGGCGUGAUCCUGCACAACGGCCUCUAUAUCGUCAUGGAGUACAUGAGCAAGGGGAACCUGGUCAACUUCCUGCGGACACGGGGCAGAUCCGUCCUCCAGCCCAAGCAGCUCAUCCAGUUCGCCCUGGACAUCUCCCAGGGGAUGGACUACCUGGAGUCCAAGAAGCUGGUGCACAGGGACCUUGCUGCCCGCAACAUCCUGAUAUCAGAGGAGAACGUGGCCAAAGUGAGUGACUUCGGCUUGGCCAAGGUGGACCCGAAAGGCGUAGACGACACCAAGCUGCCGGUCAAGUGGACAGCUCCGGAGGCCCUGAAAAAUAAUAAAUUCUCAACCAAGUCGGACGUCUGGAGCUACGGGAUCCUCCUGUGGGAACUGUUCUCCUACGGCCGGGCGCCCUACUCCAAGAUGACUCUGAAGGAAGUGACGGAGAUGGUGGAGAAGGGGUACCGGAUGGAGGCCCCUGAGGAAUGCCCACCCUCCCUCUACACCCUGAUGAAGAGCUGCUGGGAGAUAGAGCCGGGGAAGCGGCCUUCCUUCAAGAAGCUCACCGAGAAGCUGCAGAAGGAGCUGAAGCACAUAGGGGACAGUUAG